Molecule: messenger RNA, 669 nt
Organism: Durusdinium trenchii
Lineage: Eukaryota; Dinophyceae; Suessiales; Symbiodiniaceae
Source: the annotation of a GenBank genome assembly
AUGCAGCGAGUUGGUGCUUUUCGGAAGGCUGAAGAUCACCUCCAAGCCUGCGGUGUUCCGCGGGAAGUAGCCCAAGCCUCUACCAACCACUUGCAAGAAGCUUAUAAGAAGGGCAUGGAGGACUGCCUUGGACGUGAAUUCGCAGAGGAAUACCCUCAUGCCCAUUCAGGAGUCUUGGAAGGCUUGAAAUGUGUCUCAUCCUGCGGUUUCCACCCCGAAGUGCCAGGGCUCACACUCUCUUUCAUCGAAAGUAUGAAGAAACAGAAGAUUUUGGAGGCUGAGACACAAGAUGGCAGUGCUCAAAAAGAAAGUGCAAAAGGAAGUGAAGGGAGGGAGGCCAUUGCAAACAGGCUGGACCACAUGGACCCACAACAUCAAAAUGGCCUCCUGGGUUUCAUUGCGGUCGUUUCCGCCUACUUCAAUCCGGAAUUCUCCAAGUGCGUUUUGUCACGCUGCCACUCGGGCUUUUUGAGUGCUUUGGACCACACCGACUACCGCCAUGACUUCGAAGAGAGCAUGCGCAAGGAACUCUUCGAUGAGUUCAUUGAAGAUGAGGCCCUGCAGUCCCGCAAGGGCUUCCUGGAGGCUAAGUUGCAGGAGCUGAAAGAGGCAGAGCGCGAUUGCGAAGGAGCUUUGAAAAAGCUUCGCCAGCUGGUGAACUGCAAGUGA